Molecule: messenger RNA, 4501 nt
Organism: Myotis daubentonii (Daubenton's bat)
Lineage: Eukaryota; Metazoa; Chordata; Mammalia; Chiroptera; Vespertilionidae
Gene: VAV2
Product: vav guanine nucleotide exchange factor 2
Biological process (GO): cell migration; intracellular signal transduction; regulation of GTPase activity
Cellular component (GO): cytoplasm
Molecular function (GO): guanyl-nucleotide exchange factor activity; protein binding
Source: RefSeq, a predicted model, not a curated record
CCCCGCGCCCCCCGCGCCCAGAGCCGCUGCGCCUCGGAGUCGGAGCGCGGGUUGCGGAGCGCGGAGCCCGCAGGCGGCGGGAACAAAGCGGCGGCGGCGAGGGCGGCCCAGGCCCGGGACCCGCGGAGCGAGCGACCCGCCGGGCCUUUGUCUCGGGCGGGGCAGGCGCGGCGGCGGCCGGGGGGCGCCCCGAGCGCAGAAUGCGGCGCGCGGCGGGGCCGAUUGCGGAGCGCUGCGGCGGCGGACGGCGGGCAGCCCGGCCCGGGGCCCGCGGGGACUCGUGUGUGUGAACGGGGGACCCGGCGCGCCGCCUGGAGCCCACCCCGCGGCCGCACGUGGGCGGGAGCCGCGGCCCGCGCGGAGCCCGAGGAGGAAGCGGAGGGAGCGCCGCGGGGACCGGGGCGGCCGCUCGAAGCCCCGCCCCGGCCGCCGAGCCCGGCGCGGCCGGGCGGGAUGCCCCGCGGCCGCCGCACUUGGGCCCGCGCGCGGCGCUGAGCGGCCGGGGCGCCAUGGAGCAGUGGCGGCAGUGCGGCCGCUGGCUCAUCGACUGCAAGGUCCUGCCGCCCAACCACCGCGUGGUGUGGCCCUCGGCCGUGGCUUUCGACCUGGCGCAGGCGCUGCGGGACGGGGUGCUGCUGUGCCAGCUGCUGCACAACCUGUCCCCCGGCUCCAUCGACCUCAAGGACAUCAACUUCCGACCGCAGAUGUCCCAGUUCCUGUGCUUGAAAAACAUCCGCACCUUCCUGAAGGUCUGCCACGACAAGUUCGGGCUGAGGAACAGCGAGCUGUUUGACCCCUUCGACCUCUUCGAUGUCCGAGACUUCGGGAAGGUCAUCUCUGCCGUGUCCAGACUGUCCCUGCACAAUGUGGCCCAGAACAAAGGAAUCAGGCCCUUCCCCUCGGAGGAGACGGCGGAGAAUGACGAUGACGUCUACCGCAGCCUGGAGGAGCUGGCCGACGAGCACGACGUGGGGGAGGACAUCUACGACUGCGUCCCGUGUGAGGAUGAGGGGGACGACAUCUACGAGGACAUCAUCAAGGUGGAGGUGCAGCAGCCCAUGAAAAUGGGCAUGACGGAGGAUGACAAGAGGACGUGCUGCCUGCUGGAGAUCCAGGAGACCGAGGCCAAGUACUACCGCACACUGGAGGACAUCGAGAAGAACUACAUGGGCCCCCUGAGGCUGGUGCUGAGCCCGGCGGACAUGGUGGCUGUCUUCAUCAACCUGGAGGACCUGAUCAGGGUGCACCACAGCUUCCUGCGGGCCAUCGACGUGGCCAUGAUGGCGGGCGGCGGCACGCUGGCCAAGGUCUUCCUGGAGUUCAAGGAGAGGCUCCUGAUCUACGGGGAGUACUGCAGCCACAUGGAGCACGCUCAGAACACGCUGAACCAGCUCCUCGCCAGCCGGGAGGACUUCAGGCUGAAAGUGGAGUUCCGGCCUCAGGUCUGCCCCCGGCCGGGUGUGGGAGCGUUGGGGUCCAGCGUCCCCGGGCAAGGACGCCCCUCAUCGCCUUGCUGCCCCGACUCCCAGGAAUGCUCGCUGAAGGUCCAGGACGGGAAGUUCAAGCUGCAGGACCUGCUGGUGGUGCCCAUGCAGCGGGUGCUCAAGUACCACCUCCUCCUGAAGGAACUUCUGAGCCAUUCCACCGACCGGCCUGAGAGGCAGCAGCUGAAGGAAGCGCUGGAAGCCAUGCAGGACUUGGCAAUGUACAUAAAUGAAGUGAAGCGGGACAAAGAGACCCUGAAGAAAAUCAGCGAGUUCCAGAGCUCCAUAGAGAACCUGCAAGUGAAACUGGAGGAGUUCGGGCGGCCGAAGAUCGACGGGGAGCUGAAGGUCCGGUCCAUCGUUAACCACACCAAGCAGGACAGGUACCUGUUCCUGUUCGACAAGGUGGUCAUCGUCUGCAAGAGGAGGGGCUACAGCUACGAGCUGAAGGAGGUCAUCGAGCUGCUCUCCCACAAGGUGACCGACGACCCCAUGAACAACAAGGACAUCAAGAAGUGGUCCUAUGGCUUCUACCUGAUCCACCUGCAAGGCAAGCAGGGCUUCCAGUUCUUCUGCAAAACCGAGGACACGAAGCGGAAGUGGAUGGAGCAGUUCGAGAUGGCCAUGUCCAACGUCAAGCCCGACAAAGCCAACGCCAACCACCACAGCUUCCAGAUGUACACGUUCGACAAGACCACCAACUGCAAGGCCUGCAGGAUGUUCCUCCGGGGCACCUUCUACCAGGGCUACCUGUGCACCAAGUGUGGCGUCGGGGCGCACAAGGAGUGCCUGGAGGUGACGCCUCCCUGCAAGAUCAGUUCGCCUGCUGACGCGGACGCCUCUGGAGCGGGACCAGGUCCCAAGAUGGUGGCUGUGCAGAAUUACCACGGCAACCCCGCUCCCCCUGGGAAGCCGGUGCUGACCUUCCAGACGGGCGACGUGAUUGAGCUGCUAAGAGGGGACCCCGAGUCUCAGUGGUGGGAGGGGCGGCUGGUGCAGACCAGGAAGUCCGGCUGCUUCCCCAGCGCGUCUGUGAAGCCGUGCCCUGUGGACGGACGGCCACCCAUCGGCCGGCUACCAUCCCGGGAGAUCGACUACAGUGCUUACCCCUGGUUCGCAGGCAACAUGGAGCGGCAGCAGACGGACAACCUGCUCAAAUCCCACGCCAGCGGGACCUACCUGGUCCGCGAGCGGCCGGCUGAGGCGGAGCGCUUCGCCAUCAGCAUCAAGUUCAACGACGAGGUGAAGCACAUUAAGGUGGUGGAGAAAGACAGCUGGAUCCACAUCACGGAAGCCAAGAAGUUUGAAAGCCUCUUGGAGCUGGUGGAGUACUACCAGUGCCACUCUCUGAAGGAGAGCUUCAAGCAGCUGGACACCACGCUCAAGUACCCCUACAAGUCCCGGGAACGUGCGGCCUCCAGGACCUCCAGCCGGUCCCCAGUGUUCACGCCCCGCGUCAUCGGCACGGCCGUGGCCAGGUACAACUUCGCGGCCCGGGACCUGCGGGAGCUCUCGCUGCGGGAAGGCGACGUGGUGAGGAUCUACAGCCGCAUCGGCGGGGACCAGGGCUGGUGGCGGGGCGAGACGAACGGCCGGAUCGGCUGGUUUCCUUCAACCUACGUGGAAGAGGAGGGCAUCCAGUGACAGGGACGCAGGCAGGACUCGGGGACUGCUGUGGGCGUCCGCGUCCAGUCCUGGGACCCAGAGGGGGACAUGCCUGCCGACCUUCCAUCUCCAACAGCCCACGGGGAUGGGGAGGGUGUUCAGAGUCCUAACCGCAAACCGUGCCCCGCCCGUCUGCCCUCGGGGCCUGUCCUGGGUUCGCCGCUUGUACAUAGAGGAACCGGGCGGCUUGCAUGGCUGCCCCGCCGGAGCGCCGAGGCCAGAGCGCCCGGGUCGAGUGGGCCAGCGCCGGGCGGCAGCCGAGGGUGGAGCUCGUCUUGCUCCGUCCUGUCCGGGCGGCAUUCAGAAGCCUGGGCGGCAACAGCUGAUGCCGUGGGGGGCGGGGGGGGGUGGCUUCCCCCACUUCGCUCAGCCCUGGACUCAGCCCUCCUGCUUCCUGCUGCUCCCAGGGUGACUCGGGCGUAGGAGAGGGCAUUGGAGGGGCCUGGCCGUCCCCUGACCUCCCCGUGUCCCUCUGCCCCAGGGCAUGCGGAGGAACCCCCCCCCCCGGCCCCCCGCCGGCACCUCUCAGGAAGGUGCCCUGGGAGCGAGGGACCUCCCCCCUGCCCCCUGCCCCCUGGUCGAUGGUACUGUCUUUGCCCGAACCCGAGGCUGUCUGUCCUGCCUGCUGCCGGGAGACGUCUGGAGACCCGAUGCGGGCGGGAAGAACACGGCGUCCCCUUGCUGUCCCUGCUGCUCACAUUCCUGUCCAGCAGGGGGCGCCACGCUCCCGUGCGGGGUGCCCUCGGGGUCUCCUGUGUCCUGCAAGGGGGUCUCGCCCUGGACGGGUCUUCCUGCCGGGAGCUCCCAUAGCUCGUGAACGGGCCCCGAAAUAAGUGCUCUUGGGGGGCUCUGCCCUGCGGCGCCCCCUCCCGCCUCCCCUGGCCUUGGCCUCUGGCUGCUCGGCCAGACCCUCCCUGCCUGGAUGUUGCAUGAGACCUAGUGACAUGCUCCCUCCGAGCCCCAUGCCAGGGCUGCCCGGGGCCUGGGCGCCAUGGUCCGCUCCUCCGCUUGGUCAGCUGCACGGCCCUGUGCCAGGAGCAGGGCCAGGCUGGGCCCCCGCAGCCCCGGGCUUGGGGAGGAGGCGGGAGGGUCCGGGUGGCGGGCAGCGGAGAAGAGAGGGGGCAGCUGGCAGGGGCUGGAGACGGGUGAGGGUCGCGGUCGGGGCGGUGAGCCAGGGGGGAAGAAUCCGGCCACCGGGGCGCACCCAGCACUUUGCGCCGACCCCCGGCCGCGAGCCCCGCGGGGGGAGACCAGCCCCUUUCUGUUUACUGCUGUCGAAGGUUCUGUUGUUUGUUUUUCGUUUGGCUUGUUUGCUUUUUAAGGGAAAAAGAAGUUUGUAAUUAUUUCGUCCA